This is a messenger RNA of Alosa alosa (allis shad), 1821 nucleotides long. It is a transcript of the gene gpd1a, whose product is annotated as glycerol-3-phosphate dehydrogenase 1a. The transcript has 8 exons. The record is from RefSeq and is a predicted model, not a curated record. NCBI's taxonomy places the organism in Eukaryota, Metazoa, Chordata, Actinopteri, Clupeiformes, Clupeidae. Gene Ontology annotation, molecular function: protein homodimerization activity; NAD binding; glycerol-3-phosphate dehydrogenase [NAD(P)+] activity. Gene Ontology annotation, cellular component: glycerol-3-phosphate dehydrogenase (FAD) complex; cytosol. Bases 95 to 1150 code for a protein of 351 amino acids. Gene Ontology annotation, biological process: glycerol-3-phosphate catabolic process; carbohydrate metabolic process.
CAGGCCGAGCUGUCUCUUGUGGGUUGAUUGAAAUUUACAGCUAGAAGCGAGGAUACCCUUCAUUGCUGCAAGUCGCGUGACUAAAGCUGAAGCAAUGGCCUCUCCCAAGAAAGUUUGCAUUGUUGGAUCUGGAAACUGGGGCUCUGCCAUCGCCAAAAUAGUGGGAGCAAAUGCGGCACAGAACCCAAAGUUUGACAGUGUCGUCAACAUGUGGGUUUUCGAGGAGAUGGUCGAUGGACGCAAGCUAACUGAGAUUAUUAACACCGACCACGAGAAUGUGAAGUACCUCCCGGGGCGGAAGCUUCCAGACAAUGUGUUGGCAGUGCCAGAGCUGGUGGAUGCAGCCACUGGAGCCGAUAUCUUGGUGUUUGUGAUUCCACAUCAGUUCAUUGGGAGAGCGUGCGACUCCAUUAAGGGGAAGAUCAAAAAGGAUGCUCUUGGACUGUCACUCAUAAAGGGAGUGGAUGAGGGCCCGGAGGGCCUGAAGCUGAUCUCUGAUGUGAUCCAAGAGAAGCUUGGCAUCACGGUCAAUGUUCUCAUGGGGGCCAACAUUGCCAAUGAAGUAGCAGAUGAGAAAUUCUGUGAGACAACAAUCGGUUGUAAGAACAAGGCUGAUGGUGUUUUACUGAAAGAGCUGUUGCAGACAAAGAACUUCCGCAUCACAGUGGUGGAGGAGUCAGACGUGGUGGAGAUCUGUGGAGCGCUCAAGAACAUUGUUGCGGUGGGUGCGGGCUUUUGUGACGGACUGGGAUUUGGCGACAACACCAAGGCAGCGGUCAUCAGGCUGGGCCUGAUGGAGAUGAUCGCCUUCGCACGCCUCUUCUGCACCGCAGGGCCCGUGUCCUCGGCAACCUUCCUGGAGAGCUGCGGCGUAGCCGACCUCAUCACCACGUGUUAUGGAGGACGCAACCGCAAAGUUUCUGAGGCCUUUGCCAAGACUGGCAAGUCCCUAGAGGAGCUAGAGAAGGAAAUGCUGAACGGACAGAAGCUUCAGGGUCCAGCCACCGCGGCAGAGGUCCAUCACAUCCUCAAACACAAAGACCUCCUGGACAAGUUCCCUCUCUUCAGUGCUGUCUAUGAGAUAUGCUACCAGGGCCGUCCAGUCACAGAAUUCAUUGACUGUCUACAAAACCACCCAGAACACAUGUGAGCCUCCUCAGGAGGCCUGGGCUGCCCACACGCUCUGCCUCCCUCUCACCCUGUGUGUGUGUGUGUGUGUGUAGGCUGAAGCAGGCUCCAUGUCUUUGAUCAUCUGACCAUGGUGAAAUUGAAGUGUAGUCUCUCAGAGCCUCAGCCAUUUUUUCCAUUUUCCUCACUCACACAUACAUUCUCCAGCAACAUGUAUAGUGAAUUGUAGUUUGUCUUCAGAUGGGUCCGUAUAUUCUGUAUGACUGAACACGAUGGGCACCAAUUUGUGUAGAAAGUUGGAAGAGGUGUAUGUGUUUUUAUAUAUGGGUGAGAAUGAGUGACUGAGUAUUGUCGGGCCUCCAACCCUGAGCUGACGGUGAGUAUUGAGUGCUUUCCCGUAAACACUGGGCAACUAUGAGGGGGGCAUCCAUCUCCAGUGAUUCAACUCAACUGUCUAACGCACAAGUUUCACUGGUAGUGCUGGAACCACUUUAAAUCUCAUGCUUGACCCAAUCUCAUGCUUGAUCAUCAGUAUAAACACAAGCCAAUGAAUGAAAGAUCAGUCAAUGUAUCACCACCAUUGUGCCUUGAAUCUUGAACAUGAACAUGUCCUGAGAUGGUACUGUCUCAUUUUUUAAAAAUGUUAUAAUAUGAAUAAAUUAUACCAAUAAAUAAAAACAAAUGUAAGAAUUA